Molecule: messenger RNA, 6002 nt
Organism: Liolophura sinensis
Lineage: Eukaryota; Metazoa; Mollusca; Polyplacophora; Chitonida; Chitonidae
Exons: 19
Coding region: 762-6002 (1746 amino acids)
Biological process (GO): cell communication
Cellular component (GO): membrane
Molecular function (GO): calcium ion binding
Source: RefSeq, a predicted model, not a curated record
GCUCUCUAUCAUCGGACCCAAUGUUGCGUUGUGUCUUGUUCCCAUCUCUGUUCAGCUUUCUUCAACAAAUCCAACUCGACCUUAAACCCUGCUGUAAUCUCUCCUGUUCUCCUUGCAGAUCGUUACAAUGUCAUGACCAAAGAACAGCUGGAAGACAACGCUGGGCGUUCUAGUUCCGAUCAAAUGAGCUAUUGUAUUAGGCAGCCUAAAGCCUGCAGCUCCUUAACAUAUCUGUGUCUAGAAGCACCUUUAUCCCUGGCACGCUCUCUUAUUACAUCCUAGAUAAGUCGAGCAACGACAAAGGUUAACAACGGUCUUUUUCUCUUAGCUCCCGCUUUUUUGUCAAUCCGUUUAAACUUUUUACGGGAUGAGGAGAGAAAAAAAAGGAACAGACGUAGAGGUUUUUCCAGGCCCAUCCUCCGAUUUACCCAGUUUGAAUUUAACGGCAGUUAUUUUUUACGCUGACCCGUGCACCAGCGUGUAGGCAUGACGUCAGCAAGCUGAGACACGGGACGGGAAUACCUGUCAGUGUCUCUAAACACACAAUAUGACAACGCCUGGUAGUUAGUACGCAUGUCCGGACGUGGUGUGGUGCGGUAACCUGCCCACAAGCCAUUAUUUUGUAAGGCAAGCCCUGAUGACUGACGCAUCUCUCAGUAGGCGUAAUUCAAUGCAUACGGGAUAUUUUAAUGGUGCCUAUAUAUACAAUCGCAUUACAAAAAAGUGCUCAGAUAUAUUUUAAUUUUGAGGCGGAGAGAAAGAUGGGUACCAUGAAGGCUAUUAUACCGGGAUUUUUACCAGCGCUUAUAUUCCUUCUCUCCCUACAGUCUCAGAUAGUUCAAAUAUCGUCUGAUGGCAAACUAUCCAUAAAAUUCUUACGCUAUGAAAAUCCGCUGAAAUUCAAGUACAACCUGUUUUGCUGUGACGGAGAAUACCGCUCUGGGCAGUGUACGGGAGGUUGUGAUCACAGAGUACGAGUGUGCAUAGAUCAUCUGAACAGCACUGACGACAUAGAGACAUGUCCACUGGGAAGGUACGAGUUAGGAGGCGUGGCCUUUGAACAGGGGAGUUUUGAUUUUCCUUCGUCAUUCCUGGGGGGUCUUCCUAAUCCUUUCCCUGUCAGCCUACAAACGUGGGAGGGAGGAGUUCAGGUGAAAAUCAUGAUCUAUGAUCAAGACACGGGAAUCGAUGAGCUGAUAGACGACUUCAGAUUUGAUUUUACCGACCCAGAGCCUGCCGUUGACUGGUCUCCAAGUCCAGCCGAUUACAACAGCCCGCUAACACUGGUGGGCCUUCGACCCACUAUACCAUCAGGGUUAACCGUAGCGUUGGAGGCUUACUGCGACGUCAGCUUUUACGGGCCAAGCUGUUCUGUCAACUGUGUACCCGAAAAUGACUGUCUCGGACAUUAUGAAUGUAAUAAAACGACCGGAGAGAAUAUUUGUCUGCCAGGGUGGACCGGAAGCAACUGCGCCACAAGGAUUCCAGGAUUUGAAGAUUGUUCUCCAGAUCAGAACUGUAACAGUGGUACGUGUGUACCCCAAGGCGCUAACGCUUCUCAGUACUACUGCUGCUGUGAUGCGGGCUACACCGGCGACUUCUGUGAUCAGGAUGUGGAUGAAUGUGCCUCGAACCCGUGUGUCAAUGGCGGCACCUGCACCCAGCCUCAGCCAAAUUCCUUCCUCUGCUCCUGUCCACUCCUAUUCUCCGGGCCCACAUGCGAGAGACGUAAAACCUGCGCCGAUAACCCCUGUCUGAAUAACGGCAUGUGUUUCCCAGGAACCCUGGACAGUUUCCAGUGUGCCUGCGUGGAGGGAUUCACAGGUGAAUUUUGUGAGUCUCUAAAUACGCCACCAACACGACCCACCACCACAGUAACCACACCGACACAGUCCACAACGACAACGCCGGCGCCGAGGCCGUUCUGCGAGCCAAACUAUUACGGGCCCUCGUGUUCGGUGUAUUGUAAGUCUGACCCUGGUUGCGACUCAGGAUAUUUCACCUGUGAUCCUAAGACAGGUGAGAAACUCUGUAGUGAAGGAUGGAUGGGCCAGAAUUGUGACACGAGAAACACUAGUUAUGUGCCGGACGCCGAGUGUCCCGAUAGUUUUUGUAGAAAUGGUGCAUUUUGCAAAAACUCCACCUGUUGCUGUGCAGCCGGUUACACGGGAAGACUGUGUCACAUUGAGAUACUGGAAUGUGACAGCAACCCUUGUGUGAACGGUGGAAAAUGCAGGGACAGAAUCGGUGACUUUUUGUGUGAUUGUCCUUCAGGAUACUCAGGCAGGAACUGCGAGCUUAUAGAAAUAGAUGAUGUCCAGACGACAACAACACCGCCGGUGAACCCCUGUGACAGUCUAGCUUGUGACAACGGAGGGACAUGUAUUGUUGAUGAAAACGUCGGUGCAGUUUGUCUUUGCCCUCAAGGAUAUAACGGUCCUUCGUGUCGGAACGCCACCAACCCUAUCACGAACACGGUAUGCCCUCAGAACAGGUACGGUCCCGGGUGUGACGUCGUUUGCACCCCGGCUGACAACUGCGCCGAGGGACAUUAUGAUUGUCACUACAGCACAGGAGAGCGCAUCUGUCUGGCUGGCUGGGCAGGCGUUUCUUGUCAAGAGCGAUUCCUCUCCCCGAACACUGACCCCGAGUGCCCGGAGAACGAGUGUCGCAACGGUGGACAGUGCUUUAACGGCUCCUGUUGCUGCCCAAGAGGAUUCACGGGUAACUACUGCGAGCAAGAAGUUUUCGAAUGUAGUUCUCGUCCAUGCCUUAAUGAUGGUAAUUGUGUGGAGCUUAUUAGCGGGUUUGAAUGCGACUGUGCGGACGGGUACACCGGGGAUCUGUGCGAGGUUAACCAAACUGCAAUUGUUGUGACCGGAGGUACGACGCCAUCUGGUGUGCAGAUUACUUCAGGUGAUCUGUGUAGGUCUGACCCAUGUUUGAAUAAUGGCGUUUGUGUACACUUACCAAGCGGGUUUGAGUGUUUUUGUCCUGAUGGAUAUACUGGAUACCUCUGUGAAAGCAGCAUAUCAACGACACCAGUUCCAGUAAGUGACAGAACAACAACGACACCAGUUCCAGUAAGUGACGGCACAACAACGACACCAGCUCCAGUAAGUGACAGCACAACAACGACACCAGUUCCAGUAAGCAACAGCACAACAACGACACCAGUUCUAGUAAGCGACAGCACAACAACUACACCAGUUCCAGUAAGUGACAGCACAACAACGACACCAGCUCCAGUAAGUGACAGCACAACAACGACACCAGUUCCAGUAAGUGACAGCACAACAACGACACCAGUUCCAGUAAGUGACAGCACAACAACGACACCAGUUCCAGUAAGUGACAGCACAACAACCAAUCUGACCACCGGCGCUUUACUUUGUUCUGCCCAGCCAUGUUUAAACGAUGGCGCAUGCGUGCAGCUGCAAAAUGGUGUUGAGUGCCGUUGCAAACCCGGAUUUUUGGGAAAUGUUUGCCAAUAUAAUGACACAACAACGGUGAUGCCAUCGAGCAAUACGACAGCCGCAAGUGAAACAACGCAACCCCAAGUCUGUAGGUUCGAUUCUUGUCAAAACAAUGGAAUCUGUGUACAAAGAACGACUAGUUUUGAGUGUACUUGCCUCACUGGAUUCACGGGAUAUUUUUGCGAAUCAAGAAUCGCUGUCAUUCCCACGAGAGUUAGCCCUACGACUAACGUCACCGACAACAGUACAACGAUAUCGUCUACUCCGUUUCCAACACUGGACCCAACAAAUUCUUCGUUCACUCCAGUAGUUAUUGUCACUGACCCCCAAGCAACAAGUAAUUAUUCUUCUUCACGCUACACUGGUUCUACGACGCCGAAUGCUCCCGUGGUCACUGAGCAGCAAGGUUCUGCAAAUGUAACGAAUGUAACGUCUGGCAUGACAGAGUCUACCACCGUGACUACUCAAACUACCACGGAUAAUAUACAGAUGAUAACUGAUGACAAUAUGUCUUCAAACUCCACAACGUCAUCGAUAUCAUCAGUCCCUACGUCAUCUGAUGUUAAACACAGUACGCCUACAACAACGAAAACCACCGCCAUACCGACGGAAACUGAAACUUCAACCACAGCAACAACAACCAAAACGACAACAGAACAGCCAACAACAACAACGCCUGUUGUCACAACGCCACCAUCAACUAGUUUCGUCAGCACAAUCUAUGUCUACAAAUGGUGGAAGUUUUUGGACGAGGAGCAUAUUAUUGAUAUCCUGCGUUAUGGCAUAUAUCUGAGAAACCUAGCAAGAGGUGUCCAGCAGACGAGUAUACGAAUUCAACGCCUGGAAAAAUACGACACUUUGGACCCAAGAGGACGAAAUGUUGGCGAACUUGUGUACAAUGCCAGUUUGGUUGAGGGUCUAGAUGGGCCCCUUCUGCCUCCGACCAUCGAGUCUAUUGGAGAAGCCAUUAGAAACCGAGGCUACAAUAUCAGAAUAUAUGAAGGCCCAAAGCCCUGGAGAUAUAUGUACCAUUAUGACUUGUAUUAUAAGGCAAAGAGAACCGACACUGUGAGAACGGUGACAACAAAACUCAUCCAAGCUUGGCAGGCAAAAUAUCCAGAAUACCAAAACUGUGAGUGUACGUUCGUUAUUCAUAUUCCACGACGAGUUCGCUACUUGGACAGAGACGGGUCGAUAAUAACACGGUACAUUUACUUCGUGCUGGUGAACGACGAACUGAACAACCCGUUCGUACAGCCUGGACCUGGCUUACCGGAACUUACUCGAUACUUCACCUCGGAUGUUUCCGGAGAAGUGACUGUGGCCAACCCCGGAAAUCUUACCGAAUACGACAACCACCACGUGAUCUAUUUUACCGGAAACAAUAGUUACAUUGAUAACGAUGUCCUUAAAGAAUUUCUCGAGGAGGCGAUAAGGAACAGUACUGAGGCUGCACAAAACUGUUCGAGGCUUGAGGUAGAUGUAGUGAGAAAGGAAUCCCAGAUUGAUGAGAAUGGGAAGGAAGUCAUAAAGGUUAUGUACACAGUCAACUGCGACUCCAUGAGCUUUAAUAUGACGAAUUCUACAGCAGAGGUGUGGAACACCCUGAACGAUAUCUUAACUCAAAACGGUGAUGGUGAGCUGACUGUGUACAGGGAAAACAGCACGUUGUUUGACACAGAAAAUUCUUAUACUCUCUACCUCAUUGGAGAUCUUAGUAAUCACGUGGAAGAAGCCAUCUACAACGCCUGGGCCGAGGGAAGCGAAGAUAUCAAAGAUUGUAACUGCUAUGUGAAGGUAUACGUUGUUCGGAAACAAAGACAUGUUGGAAUUUACGGAAUUCAGCUCACAGCUGUAACAUACUUCAUCGCCAAGGAGGGUGAGUUCCUUUACCCAGAGAUAUCCGCCCCACCAACCGGAAACGUUUUCCAGACGAAGCUGAUGGAGAAGAAUGUUUUCAACCCAGUAUACAAAAGGAAUGAGGCUCGACCGUACGAUCUCCACUAUUCGGUGAUUCUCAAAAGCGUUUUGAUGAAAGAAGCCCAGAUGCCCUUAGCUAGGGGUAUAACCACGACAUGGGAGAAUAAUAUACCAGAGCAAUCCUCAAACUGCAAAAGAUUAGCUGAAUUGAGAAAAGGUCCUUUGCUAUCUCUAUGCAGGGAAAAACUGUCGAAGGCGGUGUACUUCGUGAACUGGGGAGAUUACUUGAUAAGCCCCAUGGACACAGCGCCACCUACUACCCAGUCUUUCGCAUCCAAUGCCAUUGAUGUCUGUGCUUGCCAAGCUUUACGACGAAAGCACGUAGACAUCGAAGGCAAUUUGUCUUAUACAGAGACGAUUGAAGUUCAGAAGAAAAUAGAGGAAAUGUGGAAAGCAAAAUAUCCAGGGGCAAUGAUAGAUUUUAAGAGCACUGAAGAGUUCGUAGAUGUUAAAGGCCAAGGUGUCACAAGAGUUUAUUUUACAAUAUCUGUGGCCCAGCGUGACACAUCCAGCUCCUGCCCCAACUUCCGGCCUCAGAAAGUGUGA